AUGGCCCCUUCUGCAAUUACCCCUCCACAUGGAGUUCAACAGACUUCUGAGCUUACCACUGCUGCUGUUGCUCGAAAGAUUGCAGAGACGGCCCCGGAAUUGAUAAGCAAUGGCGUCAAGACCGAGAUGGCGCCCCGUCCUUUGGAUGCUUCCAAGCUCAAAUUCACCAAGACCACUAGUCCAAUGUCCGUUCCUCAACCUGGAGACCCAAUUAUCAUGACUGCUUCUCAAUGCACUGAUCAUAUGAUUACUGCUGUCUGGAAAGCCUCCACAGGUUGGGCUGAUCCAGAACUCCGACCUUACGGCAAUCUUUCCUUGGCUCCCACCGCAUCUGUUCUUCACUACGCCACUGAGUGUUUUGAGGGAAUGAAGAUGUACCGAGGUUUCGAUGGUAAACUACGACUCUUCAGACCAGAUGCCAACUGCAAGCGAAUGCUCGUCUCGUCGACUCGUAUCUCUUUGCCUGCUUUCGACCCAGCAGAGCUCGAGAAGCUGAUCAAGGCUAUGAUCGCGGUAGAUGGACCAAAGUGGCUCCCAAAGCCAGGAACUUUCCUGUACUUGCGACCAACAAUGAUUGGUUCCGGAGGAGCUCUUGGUGUCGCCACUCCCAAGGAGGCUACGUUAUUCGUUAUUGCCACAUUCAUGCCACCACUAGACGCACCAACUGGAAUGAGGUUGCUUGCAUCGACAAACGGAGUCCGAGCAUGGCCAGGUGGGUUUGGAUACGCCAAAGUCGGAGCAAACUAUGGUCCAAGUUUGAUGGCCAAUGGAGAAGCACGAGCACGCGGUUACGAUCAGGUCCUGUGGCUUCUCAACGGCACUGUCACGGAAGCUGGAGCAAGCAACUUCUUUGUCGUCUGGCGAUCAAAGGAAGGAAAGGUUCAGCUGGUCACGGCUCCUCUAGACGGCAAGAUCAUUCUCGACGGCGUCACAAGGCGAAGCAUUCUUCAAUUGGCACGUGAGCGACUCACAAGCGGCCAGAGUGGUCUUGAAUCCCUUGAGAUUGUCGAGCGAAACUUCACCAUGGAUGAUUUGGUUGACGCUGCGAAAGAUGGUCGCAUUAUUGAAGCUUUUGCUGCCGGCACUGCAUACUUCGUCUGCCCAGUCGCUGCCAUUAACUACAAGGACGAGGAUUUGGAUAUUCCUAUGGCUCGUGGUAAUAGUGGCGAUUAUGCUCAUUUGGUCAAGAGUUGGUUGACCAACAUAAUGUAUGGAAAAGAGGAUCACGAAUGGGGAGUCGUCGUGCCGGAGGUGGAAGAUAAGUAA
This is a messenger RNA of Mollisia scopiformis, 1266 nucleotides long. RefSeq names its product putative branched-chain-amino-acid aminotransferase. The transcript has 2 exons. The record is from RefSeq and is a predicted model, not a curated record. Gene Ontology annotation, cellular component: mitochondrion. NCBI's taxonomy places the organism in Eukaryota, Fungi, Ascomycota, Leotiomycetes, Helotiales, Mollisiaceae. Gene Ontology annotation, molecular function: branched-chain-amino-acid:2-oxoglutarate transaminase activity. The coding region runs from base 1 to 1266 and encodes 421 amino acids. Gene Ontology annotation, biological process: L-leucine biosynthetic process; L-valine biosynthetic process.